AAACUAAUCGCACGCAUCCACUGCCACAGCCUUCUAGAUCAUGAUUUGCCACUAAAGUCGCAUAAUUCCACGGGGUUGCUCGCUCGAACGGGGUUAAUUUUGCACUACGGCACGCAGCAGAGCAAAGAUGUGUUUAUUAACCAGACAAGGCGAGCAAAAACUUCGAGCAUGCAAACACGCAAACAAAAGCUAACGCAAAAAAACGACGCCGCAGCUCUCUUGCGGGUUUCGACCCGCCUUUUGAAUAUACCCGGCGAAACCAACUAAAGUGCUCAACGUCGAUUACAAAAGGCUCGCCCCGGAAACAGUGCCAAGGUGGUGCGUUUGAAAACACGCUAACAGGGAUUGGCCGUCAUAUUGUUUACAGGGGGCGCGCCAGCGGCUCGGGCGGGCGCUUAUUUUAGAUUUUGUUUUCACUUUCGGACAGUUGCUUCUCCCUUCGCUUCGUUCUCGGCCCUGUUGGUGUUCUUGUGCGAGCGAGCGGCAAUUUUUUCCACUGACAAAAAGGCGGGGAGAAUGAAUAGUGAUGCUGCAACGCCGGCGUCAGACGCUUUCGUGAAGAAAUCCCUCGUGUGCUUUAUUCAGCAGGAAACCAGCGAAGAUGCGGCAGACAUGAUUGACGAAAUUCUGCUUGCCUAUGUUGUGGGUAUCCUGGAGUCCGACAUAGCCGAGGAAGGAUUCGACGUCUUGGAGUUCAAGGAAAUGCUUUCUGCUUACAUCCCAAGUUUCGACUCAAUAUCGGAUACAAAAAUAUCAUCUUGGGUGGGACUGCUGUCCGGCAAAGUCGGAAAGCACACAGAAAAAAAAAGAACUGAAAGCUUGCUCAUUUCACCAGUCAUCUCCCCAGAGAGCAAAACAUCCAACAAGUCGACACCUCGGUCCCGAAACACGAGCCAGUCGGAAGAGGACAUUGGGAAGCCAAACCGUAUAGCUGUCUGUGAUGAGUCUGAACUGUGUGACGGAACCACCUUCCGCACGCUCUGCGAGAUGUUUCCAGCCGCUUGCGCACUUGAGGUUCGACGCUGCCUUAUGGUCGCCGGUGGGGACACUGAGGCUGCCGCGCAACUGUUGCUUCAGCGCGACGCAGCGGCGGAGACACUGCUCUCUGGACCUGCACAUGGCUCAGCAAAUCCACGCAGGGAUACUUCGUCACUUCCACUUGGUGACAAGGAGCUCAGGGAACAGAUCUUGACAAGAUAUGGCUACAUUGAUCAAGAUGAAGAUGAAAAAGAGCAUAGGCCUGUUGCACCAAAGACUGAGCCAAAGAAGCUCAUCCGUUAUCGGGACAACAAGAUCGUCAGCGUCAAGGGCGAGAAGUAUUCAGAGGUGAAACGGGAGGAGAGUGACGACAUGAAGCGAACCUACGUCACUCUAAAGCCAGCCCGGCAAUAUAGGUUCCACUAGGGUUACAAACAUUUCUCCUUUGAUCGCUUUCGCGUGCAGACGCGGCUUAGAAGCAUGAUGACCAUGUGACCAAUUGGUGCUGCUGCUGCUGCUGCCAACAAUGCUAGGAUGCUCGCUGAAGGUUGACGCAUACGCACUGUCUUUUUCUGCAGAAGGCAAAUCCAUCUGGUCAGAAACAGAUGAACCAGAAAAUUGCCUGCUGCACAGAUGGAGCAGACGGCACUGAGUCUAUUAAGACAGAAACAGGCGGACUGUCUGGUUUUUGCACAGAUGACGCAUAUGACAGGCUGUCUGUUCAUGCAGAAACAGGCUAAUUUUCUGGACUGACUGUUCCUGCCUCAUGCAGGUGCUCUUUUGAUUUAAUGCAUAGGAGGGGAGCUGGCUACUCUGCAUAAUCUUGUGUCACGCCAUGCUGGUUUUGCUUGCAGGGAAUGCUGUGAAGUCAUUCUGUGCAAAGCUGGCACUGUUCAAAACAAAUGGUGAUGUGCAGUCGCCCCCAUCUUGUGUUGGCAAAGCGAAUAGCAAAGUACAGUUCAUUCUGAACUGGUUUUGGAAGUGCUCGUGAAUUGAAGAGAGCUCACAGUUUGCUUUGUCAAUGUGCUUUUGGGAUAGGCAGGCCCAGUGCAGCGAGUGCCAGGUUCAUUUUGUGCAGGCACUGAACUGAUGUGACACAGCUCGCGAGAUGCGGGACGAACUGUACAAAACCGUGUGCUGGAAUUUUUGUAGCCAUAGGUUUAACAUGCAAAGAACAGUGAGUGAUUGCCGCUUCAUUAGAAAAGCUUCCUCAAACUCAAAGCUGUCUUGAAAUUUUUCGAGCUGCAAGGAACUGAUCAAGAGCAGUUCUGAACAUAGCUUUACUCCUUGCAAAUGCAAGAAAGUUCAAUUUCAAUUCAAUUUACUUCCUUGUGGCUGCAAGAUUUACCCAAAAGAAACGAAGCUUUGUGUGCCAUUAUUUAAAUAACACUUCAAAAACAGCACAGUCCUUGUGCUAGCACAAAAAACAUCUGCUUGGAGAAAUGUUUGGUGCAGUAUUUGCAGACAGCUUUCUAUAGCUGUACAGGCAGGCGUAAAGAUUAUUUUGUGCAUGUAUCAGUGCACAUUGGCUAGGCUGGCUUGACGCCUCUUUUGGCCUGGAUUGAGUUUCAUCACCUGCAGCACAACUGAAAGGAAGAAAUUGCCAUCCACCCAAGAGCAGCGCGAAGCUAUAAAGGAAACCCAAUGAAUUUCUCAAAAAGAAAGCCUUGCAGUUCAAGAAAAACUUGUCCUGGUCUAAAGAUUGAACCCGAGACCAACGUCUUUCCGGUGUGGUCUCUCUACCAUCUGGCCUAACGGGGAGGCUGGCAGACUGCAGAGAUAGGUCAAAUUAAGUGACAACUCGAAAGGCGAGGACACUGAAUAUGGCAAUUGAGUUCUAAGCAAACCUGCAAGAUGGAGAAAGAUUCAUGAAAGGGACUAAUUGCUAUUCACGAUAGUGGCAUCAAGCUACAAAAUAAAUAAACAAAUAAACUGGUUCUGUCUCAACUAGAACAGACUUAUUUAUCCAUUUUUCAACUGUGAAGCUUUUUUUCUGAGAAAGUUGUACGGGGGUCCUUUGCACCUUAGUGCUAUUGUCAGGUGGACGACAAUUUUUCUCCAUUUACCUUAAGUGCUACCGACAGUACAUAAUUUCAAAUUCAGUAUUUAUUAAAAGUUGAAACCCAAUUUUGAACUGCUACAUCGAGCAGUGCUUUCACACAUGAAUUUUGAUUUCCAUUUUAUAGCCUCAUGUGUAUAACCACAGAAAGUUGCCCAUGAGUAUGGCAUCUGCUCAACGACUGCCUGUGAAUUAGUCCAAGCGUUUUCAGUAAGCGUUUUAACUUACAGAGGAACAUUAAAUGCUCCACAUUUGGCUAAGCACAAGCUUGAAGCCCUGCUUCUAGAAGCCCUUUUGAUCUCACUUUACCAAAAAUGUUCGCGAUGAACACUGAAAAAAUUUGAAUCGUCUCUUGUUUGUGGCGGAACCUCUCUACGACCACCCUAGGCUUGCUUAGGGCGUGCACUGCGCUUCGCUGACAAUGCAUUUGUUACUGUUAUCGACUUUGUGACCACGAAGAAAUGUGAACAAUCAGUUACUUAGCUUUAACGGCAUGUAAAUAAUACGGGAAAAAGUGUGCUAGCGUGUUGUAAGAACUACCAUGCUCACCAAAAAUCUCGUGUUCCCCUGUGAGGCACACUUCAAACUUGCACCCAUUUUAUAGUUCCAGUACUACUUUUUUUUUUUAAAGUGGGUGUACCGUCUGUUGUUGUCAUGUUGGAAACUGAAUUAUGCAAAGGCUAGUACACGAGUGUUGACAUGUGCAAAGCACGUGUGAGAACAAAGGCGCAUACAGCAGUUGUUAGAUUUAUGGCCUGAAUGUGUAUGUGUUAACGUCACUGUAUCACUGACAUGUGGUCAAACCUGAUUAUGCUGAAGUCUCAUUCAACAUGAAAAUUUUUGCUAGCUCA
Dermacentor andersoni is the source of this 3888-nucleotide messenger RNA. RefSeq names its product CUE domain-containing protein 2-B. NCBI's taxonomy places the organism in Eukaryota, Metazoa, Arthropoda, Arachnida, Ixodida, Ixodidae. The record is from RefSeq and is a predicted model, not a curated record.